Molecule: messenger RNA, 687 nt
Organism: Vigna radiata var. radiata (mung bean)
Lineage: Eukaryota; Viridiplantae; Streptophyta; Magnoliopsida; Fabales; Fabaceae
Product: involucrin-like
Exons: 2
Coding region: 1-687 (228 amino acids)
Source: RefSeq, a predicted model, not a curated record
AUGGGUUAUAGAAAUGUUAAGGAGUUAUGGUAUUCCCUGGGUGGCCCUGUAUUAGAAGAUAGGUUGGAAUUGUUAAGUGAUGACAAAGGUGCAUGUAAUUUGGUAAACAUUGCUACAAUGAAUUGUCAAGCUCAUUUGUUUGUGGUUCACUUCAUAUCCCAACCUAAUUAUCUUCAUACGUUAGAAUAUCAUAGUCAAUCCGAGUUAGGUGAAAUUCAAGGAGCUGAAGUUGAGGGAGGUGAAGUUGAAGGAGGUGAACUUGAGGUAGGUGAUAUUGAGGUUGGUCAAGUUGAGGUUGAUGAAGUUGGUGAGCAAGAACUUCCUCAGGUUGAAGAUGGUCAGCAAGAACUUCCUGAGGUUGAAGUUGGUCAGCAAGAAGUUCCUCAGGUUGGUCAGCAAGAACUUCCUGGUCAGCAAGAAGUUCGGGUGGAAGUUGGUCAACAAGAAGUUCUUGAGGUUGAAUUUGGUCAGGAAGAUGGUCAACAUGGUGAACAAGGUUAUGCGCAUGAUGAAGUUAAGGGUGGUCAACAUGCUGAAGAAGGUGAUGCUGAUGUUGAUGUAGUUGUUCAGGAACAUGCUGAAAUUGAUGAGGUUUCUGAAGGUACUUCUGAAGAUGGUGAGGAUAAUAUUGAUGAUGGUGAUGAUAAUAUUGAUGGUGGAGUGGGGGAUGCUGAGGAAAAGGACUAG